Molecule: messenger RNA, 1098 nt
Organism: Rhopalosiphum maidis (corn leaf aphid)
Lineage: Eukaryota; Metazoa; Arthropoda; Insecta; Hemiptera; Aphididae
Product: ras-related protein Rab-18-B-like
Exons: 6
Coding region: 253-855 (200 amino acids)
Molecular function (GO): GTP binding; GTPase activity
Source: RefSeq, a predicted model, not a curated record
GGUGUAAACAAAAAAAUUAUAUGUUAUUACUGAUUAUUGCUGAUUAGUAUAUUAUUUCCGUAAUACGCAAUAUCAUUAUACAUUUUUAUAUUAUAUAGGUAAUACUUACCUAUUAAUGCUCAAUAUCAGAUUUAGUUCUGUUUACGGUUAUUAAAAUUAAAAACAUCUCUCGAGUGUGGAGUAAUUACUAAAUUAAAUUUGGUAUUUAUGAAAUCAUCAAGGUUAUAAAUACAAACAGAUAAAACAAUUUUAAUGGAUCCAUCAGUUUUAACAACAUUAAAAAUUUUAUUAAUUGGUCAAAGUGGAGUAGGAAAAUCAUGUUUGUUAUGCAGAUUUACAGAUGACACAUUUAAUGAGGAUAAUGCAGUUACUAUUGGUGUAGAUUUUAAAAUGAGAAAAAUAACUGUUGAUAAUAAUAAUAUUAAGCUAGCCUUAUGGGAUACAGCUGGACAAGAAAGAUUUCGUACUCUGACUCCAAAUUAUUACCGCGAUGGUCAAGGUGCAGUACUUGUUUAUGAUGUUUCAAACCGUGAUUCAUUUACAUGCUUAGAAACGUGGAUUAAUGAACUUAAUAGAUACUCAACCAAAACCAAUAUUAUUAAAAUGGUUGUUGGUAACAAAAUUGAUCGGGAAAGACAAGUCACACGAGAAGAAGGAAUUGCUUUUGCUCGUCGUCAUCAAACAUUAUUUAUUGAAACUAGUGCUAAAACAAAAGAAGGAGUAUAUAUGGCAUUUGAAGAAUUAGUUAGAAAAAUAAUAAAUACACCAAGCUUAUGGGAAAAGCUCGAAGAUGCCAAUGUUGUUCGAUGCAAUGAUGAUCAUUCAGUAUCAGAAGAGAAGUAUUGUUAUUGUUAACUAUUUAAUCAUUUAAAUAUUUAUGAAAGGUUAUUUUGUUUUAAUUUGUUAGUAGGCUAAUACUUUGUAAGUAUAUGAUAUAUUAUUUGUAGCAUAGAAGAAAUAUGCUGCAGAUGAGUCCAUAUACAUAUAAAUAUAAUUAGAACAUUUUUGUUAUGUAUUAUUGCACUUUAAAAUAAUUUUUAAGGUUAUAUUUUUGGUUGUAAACACUCAUACAAUUAUUAAACUACUAUGGAAUACUAA